GGACAGCCUCUCACACACCAUCUCUAUAGCCUCACCAACUGGGAAACUAACUCACCUGCAAAUCUCUCCAACCAAAUAACUCCCCAACAGUUUUUUGUGUUAUUUUUUUUUCUUACUACUGCCAUCUGUCAUGGAAACCCAGCAAAGACACGGACACCACUCACUUUGCCACACCUGCCGGAGAACGGAGAGCAGCAGAAUGAAGUUCAAGAAGAUGUCUUCGACCAGUCGUGCGCUGCUGUUUGCACUGGCCCUGACGCUCUACGUUGUGGAAAUGGCCUCGGCAGAGACGCUGUGUGGGGGAGAACUGGUGGAUGCGCUGCAGUUUGUCUGUGAAGACAGAGGCUUCUAUUUCAGUAGGCCAACCAGCAGGAAUAGCAACCGGCGCACCCAGAACCGUGGGAUUGUAGAGGAGUGUUGUUUCCGUAGCUGUGACCUCAACCUGCUGGAGCAGUACUGUGCCAAACCCGCCAAGUCUGAAAGGGACGUGUCGGCCACCUCUCUACAGGUCAUACCCGUGAUGCCCGCAAUAAAACAGGAAGUCCCAAGGAAGCAGCAUGUGACCGUGAAGUAUUCCAAAUACGAGGUGUGGCAGAGGAAGGCGGCCCAGCGGCUCCGGAGGGGUGUCCCUGCCAUCUUGAGGGCCAAAAAGUUUCGGAGGCAGGCGGAGAAGAUUAAAGCCCAGGAGCAGUCAAUCUUCCACAGGCCCCUGAUCAGCCUUCCCAGCAAACUGCCUCCCGUGUUGCUCACCACGGACAACUUUGUCAACCACAAAUGAGCCCGCUGCCAGCCCUUUGCACAGACAAGAGUUUUGAGGGUGAAAAAAAAAAGCCUAGGGGAUUAUAGCUUUGUCUCUGACGUCAUUUCUGUGGCAGUCCUCUUUGACCUCCCCUGCCCUGUCCGAGCCCACCAAUCCCUGCCCCCCCCUGCUCUCGUCCACCACGUCUUGAACCCCUGGCCCUUUUUUCUAAUGCCCCAACCCACCCCCCCUGUUCCCCCCCCAACCCCAACCUCCAUCCCUCAACCCCACCCACCCUCCUCCGGCACACAAACAUGCCUUCACAUUCUUCCUGUCUGAACUCUUUCGCUCCCUCUCUCUUUCAGUCACUGAUACAAAAGGCACAAACACAAAUGUUGAACAAAAAGUUAACAAUUCGGCUGAGUGCAAUUCAGGUGGAUCCUUAAAGCAAAAGAGAAAAGGGAAGGGAGAAAAGAAGAUGAAAGAGAUCUUGUGGUUUGCAAGUGUCAAGAGGACACCUAGCGGAAUGUUUUUUUGUCCUUGUGGAAGACAACUGAAAGUGAAGAGCAGCUUGCAUGAAAGAAUCCAUUCCACAUCAUUUUUUUUUUCCCGAGGCAAAAAAGAAAAAUCUCUGUUAGUUCUUUUUCUUAUUAGUUUGCACCUCUACCUAUAAAGGGACUUCCACACUGUAAGGAAUUAUUUUGUAAAAUUAGAUUCCUGUUCCAGCACCUUUUGAUCACAAACAAAAAGCAGAAAAGAGUCUGCAAAAUUGCACAUUGCCACGGAUUACGUCAAAGUAAAGAAAAAAAUGGCACUAUUUUUUUAUGAACAAUGAACGUGUAGCUUAAAAAAAAUGUCAUGGUGCUAGCUUUGGGAAUGGACCCAAAGAAGAGGUUGAAAAGCACGUUUUUUUUUUCUUUUUUUCUUUGAAUGAAAUAUUAAAACUUUCCGUUUUAAGGAAAGUGUGACUUUAAAAAAAAAAAAAAAAAAAAAAAAAAAAAAAAGAGGAAAAUAAAAGGAUAUGGGGGAGCUCCUGGCAGUGGCAAUGUCAAGGGGGAAGAGUCACUGAGGAAAAAAAAAUGGGCUGUGUUGGCAUCUAGGCUCAUGGCGAGUGCUAGCGGCUGCUCGCUGCUAGUUUGCCGGCAUAAGCGGGCAAAGAGGGGGACCUGAGAUCCAGCCCCUGUUCCUCUGGUCCUUCUGAGGCUGCCGGACACACGGAGCAGUUGUGGGGACACACAUAUGGGACACAGUGGACCGCCUGGAUUGGGACAGUACUAUAGUUCCGGGACAGUACUUCCAGUUCGCCGUGGCUUUGCAGACUGCUCUGACAGGAAGAACAUGGACAUGGCAUGGACAAAGAACGAGUGGGAUAACGAUGAUUAUAUUUUAUUUUGUCUUUUUUCAUAUCAAUGUUUCAAUGGAAAAAAAAA
Messenger RNA from Stegastes partitus (bicolor damselfish), 2169 nucleotides. It is a transcript of the gene igf2b, whose product is annotated as insulin-like growth factor 2b. NCBI's taxonomy places the organism in Eukaryota, Metazoa, Chordata, Actinopteri, Pomacentridae. The record is from RefSeq and is a predicted model, not a curated record. The transcript has 4 exons. Gene Ontology annotation, cellular component: extracellular region. Gene Ontology annotation, molecular function: hormone activity; insulin-like growth factor receptor binding; protein serine/threonine kinase activator activity. The coding region runs from base 131 to 778 and encodes 215 amino acids. Gene Ontology annotation, biological process: positive regulation of transcription by RNA polymerase II; regulation of muscle cell differentiation; positive regulation of MAPK cascade.